This is a messenger RNA of Nomascus leucogenys (northern white-cheeked gibbon), 759 nucleotides long. RefSeq names its product C-C motif chemokine ligand 5 (gene CCL5). The record is from RefSeq and is a predicted model, not a curated record. Gene Ontology annotation, biological process: neutrophil chemotaxis; cellular response to interleukin-1; cellular response to tumor necrosis factor. Gene Ontology annotation, molecular function: CCR chemokine receptor binding; chemokine activity. Gene Ontology annotation, cellular component: extracellular region. Lineage: Eukaryota; Metazoa; Chordata; Mammalia; Primates; Hylobatidae.
GAGGAUCAAGACAGCACGUAGACCUUGCACAGCCUCUCCCACAGGUACCAUGAAGGUCUCCGCGGCGGCCCUCGCUGUCAUCCUCAUUGCUACCGCCCUCUGCGCUCCUGCAUCUGCCUCCCCAUAUGCCUCGGACACCACACCCUGCUGCUUUGCCUAUAUUGCCCGCCCACUGCCCCGUGCCCACAUCAAGGAGUAUUUCUACACCAGUGGCAAGUGCUCCAACCCAGCAGUCGUCUUUGUCACCCGAAAGAACCGCCAAGUGUGUGCCAACCCAGAGAAGAAAUGGGUUCGGGAGUACAUUAACUCUUUGGAGAUGAGCUAGGAUGGAGAGUCCUUGAACCUGAACUUACACAAAUUUGCCUGUUUCUGCUUGCUCUUGUCCUAGCUUGGGAGGCUUCCCCUCACUAUCCUACCCCACCCGCUCCUUGAAGGGCCCAGAUUCUACCACACAGCAGCAGUUAUAAAAACCUUCCCUAGGCUGGAUGUGGUGGCUCAUGCCUGUAAUCCCAGCACUUUGGGAGGCCAAGGUGGGUGGAUCACUUGAGGUCAGGAGUUCGAGACCAGCCUGGCCAACAUGAUGAAACCCCAUCUCUACUAAAAAUACAAAAAUUAGCCGGGUGUGGUGGCCCAUGCCUGUAAUCCCAGCUACUCGGGAGGCUAAGGCAGGAAAAUUGUUUGAACCCAGGAGGUGGAGGCUGCAGUGAGCUGAGAUUGUGCCACUUCACUCCAGCCUGGGUGACAGAGUGAGACUCUGUC